Molecule: messenger RNA, 1074 nt
Organism: Vanderwaltozyma polyspora DSM 70294
Lineage: Eukaryota; Fungi; Ascomycota; Saccharomycetes; Saccharomycetales; Saccharomycetaceae
Gene: DUG3
Product: glutamine amidotransferase subunit DUG3
Exons: 1
Coding region: 1-1074 (357 amino acids)
Source: RefSeq, a predicted model, not a curated record
AUGUGUAGAUUUUUGAUUUUUAAAGGGAAGGAACCGAUUAGAUUAUCACAUUUAUUGACUAGACCUGCGCAUUCUAUCAUCAACCAAUCCUUCGAUAGCAGAUUACGUCUUGAUAGAAGACGUCCAGUCAAUGGUGAUGGUUUUGGUGUUGCUUACUAUCCAUUAGAUUCAGAGUUGGAUCAAGAUGGUCCAUGUAUUUUCAAAGCUAUUACACCAGCUUGGAACAACCAAAAUUUAUCGACCUUGGCGGAAAAGACAAAAUCUGAUUUAAUUUUUGCCCAUGUCAGAGCUUCAACUUAUGGUGUUCUUUCAGAAACAAAUUGCCAUCCAUUUACUUACCACAACUUAUGUUUCAUGCAUAAUGGCGGUAUAACAAAUUUUUAUAAGAUCAAAAGAAAGCUUUUAAAUCAUAUCAAUGAUGAAUAUUUGAAUUUCAUUCAAGGAAGCACAGACUCAGAAUGUGCGUUUGCAUUAUUUUUAGAUACAUUGGAGAAGUUAGGUGAGGAUCCUAAACGUCAGGACGGUAAUUUUGGACAUAAUCAAUUAAGGAAGGCUCUUUUAAAGACCAUUGAAUACAUCAAGGAUUGGACUAAUGAAGCUAAUAAGGGUGAGGAGCAUGUUGAGCCAUCCUUAUUAAAUUUUGCAAUUACCGAUAGUUCUACUGUUGUAGUAUCUCGCUAUAUUGCAUCCAAGACUGAUGAGGCAGCGUCGCUUCAUUUUAGCUGUGGUUCAAGUUUUGUUGAGACUGCGCCAGGAGAGUAUAGAAUGGAGAGAUUGGAUAGAAAUCAAGAUGUUAUUAUGGUAGCCUCUGAACCUUUAACGUUUGAAAGAGGUGAUUGGACAGCUGUCCCUACCAAUAGUGUAUUAACGAUCAAGAAGCAAACAAUUUUAUUACAUCCAAUAAUUGAUGAAUAUUAUCAACAAGAUCCGUUAUAUCUAAGGAACUCAUCAUUGGCAGAAAGUAAGGGUCUGAUGGGUUCUGUACCAGUUGCAAAAUCUGUGGAAAGAAAUGUUCCCCCUCUAGAGAGGGAAGGUCGUUCGAGGCCUUUUUCGGCGAGUGCCCAUAUGGUAUAG